Messenger RNA from Musa acuminata AAA Group (dessert banana), 3491 nucleotides. RefSeq names its product wall-associated receptor kinase 1-like. Gene Ontology annotation, molecular function: protein serine/threonine kinase activity; calcium ion binding; polysaccharide binding. The transcript has 6 exons. Gene Ontology annotation, cellular component: plasma membrane. Gene Ontology annotation, biological process: cell surface receptor signaling pathway; protein phosphorylation. Lineage: Eukaryota; Viridiplantae; Streptophyta; Magnoliopsida; Zingiberales; Musaceae. The record is from RefSeq and is a predicted model, not a curated record. The coding region runs from base 158 to 3415 and encodes 1085 amino acids.
GUUUCGAGCACAUCAUCUAUAUCGACGACCUAACUCCCUAUUGCAGGUGCCCUUCAAGAUAGAGCAACAACCAGAGACGCGAAGAAAUCCCGCUUUAUCGAACAGGACUGAGGCAGCUGGAAGAGGGAAAGUUUAGUCUCAGAGAGAGAGAGAGAGGAUGGGGUGGGUGGAGCUGUUGCUGCUGCUUCUGACAUUGAGUUCAAUGGGUUCAACAAAUGUAGAAAGCGCAUCGACAAAGGAAAAUUUCACUUUACCUUCCAAUUGCACAAAAAGAUGUGGCAAUAUCAAUUUUGAGUACCCUUUCGGGAUAGACAAAGGUUGUUAUCGUCGGGGCUUUAAUCUUACUUGCAAGAAAAAUACCGACCAACCUCCAAGGCUCUUCUUGGGUGAUGGAAAACUCGAGGUCACUAGAAUCGAUUUGGAUAUUGGGACUGUGCGCGUCAAGACACCCAUUGUCACCAUGGAUUUGGAUGAGAAGUUCAUUAAUGUUCCGUUAAUUGACCUUCAGGGUUGGCCUUACUCUUUCACAUCAUCAGAACAGAAAAUACGUAACACCUAUUCUGAUUUUACAGAUAAUACAUUGCUAGUGUCUGGUUGCAACGCCAUAGCCUCUCUACUGGAUCCCGUUACUAAUGAUACUUUUGAUACUUGCGCAACUAUAUGCACUCCCAAUGGCAACAGGUAUUGCACAAUUGAUCUCUAUAAUUGGAACAGGACUUCUUUGGGGAUUCAAUUAACUCGACUCAACCAGACUGAGUUUCAUUUUGUCAAUAGCUCCAGCAUCAAAAUAUUCCUUUAUGAUGCAAGCAAUAUUACUGAUGAUGAUCUCACAGAAAUAAGGAAGGGAAAAAGCAAAAAAGCGGAGGUCGCCCUAUCUUGGUACAUCAAAGACCAUCCUACCUGUGAAGAGGCUAAGAAUAUGACAAACUACGCUUGCAUCAAUCCCAAUAGUGACUGCUACGACGUCCUUAAUAAUGCCUACACGAAUUAUAAUUUUGGGUACUUUUGUCGAUGUUCUCUUAAUUAUCAAGGCAAUCCAUACCUACCCGAUGGCUGUCAAGAAAUAUCUCCUACUUUUGCUCCGGACAAAGGCUGUCAAACAAAAUGUGGGGGUAUUAGCGUCUCUUUUCCAUUCGGGCUAAAAGAGCGUUGUUACAGAAGCCAGGCAUUUGCUCUUACAUGCAACGAGACAUCCAAACCUCCCACUCUCUUCUUCCACCGCUAUUACAUAGUGCACAAUAUCUCGUUGGAGGAAGGACAACUGGUAGCCAGCGCACUGAACACAACACCAACCAUUAUUUCUUUCGAUUCUUACAUUUAUUACGACAGCUACUUUUUUUCAUAUGAAACUGGACCUUUCGCUCGACUUGAACAGCAGUCCAUCUUUAGUUGGGUAAUUAAGAUUCAGCAUUGCGAGGAGGCCAGACAGAACAAGGACACAUUCGCAUGUGUCGACAAAAACAGUGUAUGUGAGGACAUUACCAAAACUUCUAACGAAGAUAGUUGGGGAUAUCGUUGCAAUUGCGCUAAAGGUUAUCAAGGAAAUCCAUACAUUGCCGAUGGAUGUAAAGAAAUAUCUCCUACUUUUGCUCCGGACAAAGGCUGUCAAACAAAAUGUGGGGGUAUUAGCGUCUCUUUUCCAUUCGGGCUAAAAGAGCGUUGUUACAGAAGCCAGGCAUUUGCUCUUACAUGCAACGAGACAUCCAAACCUCCCACUCUCUUCUUCCACCGCUAUUACAUAGUGCACAAUAUCUCGUUGGAGGAAGGACAACUGGUAGCCAGCGCACUGAACACAACACCAACCAUUAUUUCUUUCGGUUCUAACAUUUAUUACUACAGCUACUUUUUUUCAUAUGAAACUGGACCUUUCGCUCGACUUGAACAGCAGUCCAUCUUUAGUUGGGUAAUUGAGAUUCAGCAUUGCGAGGAGGCCAGACAGAACAAGGACACAUUCGCAUGUGUCGACAAAAACAGUGUAUGUGAGGACAUUACCAAAACUUCUAACGAAGAUAGUUGGGGAUAUCGUUGCAAUUGCGCUAAAGGUUAUCAAGGAAAUCCAUACAUUGCCGAUGGAUGUAAAGAUAUUGACGAGUGCAGCGGUCCCAACAAUUACGAUUGCAAUGGGACAUGCAUAAAUACGAUAGGUGGCUAUGAAUGCCUUCCUCCUGACAAAAAACAGACAGUUUUGUUAGGUGUCAUAAUCGGUGUAAGUCUUGGCAGUGGCUUAUUGCUCUUAAGCAUAAGUUUUAUCAUCCUAAGAAGGAAAUGGAAGAUAAGAAAGCAAAAGAAACUAAGAGAGAGACACUUCCACCAAAAUCACGGACUACUAUUACAACAGCUAAUCUCUUCUAAUGAUGACGUUGCUGAGAGGACAAAGAUAUUUUCUCUAGAAGAGAUAGAAAAGGCAACUAAUAAUUUUGAUGAAAGUCGAAUACUCGGCCACGGAGGACAUGGUACAGUUUAUAAAGGAAUUUUGUCAGAUCAACGUGUAGUCGCCGUAAAGAAGUCCAAAAUAGUAAAGAAGAGUGAGAUAGAUCAAUUCAUCAAUGAGGUUGUAAUUCUUUCUCAAAUUAAUCAUAGAAACAUCGUAAGACUUUUUGGAUGCUGUUUAGAAACAGAAGUUCCCUUAUUAGUCUAUGAAUUCAUCUCCAACGGAACCCUUGCAGACCAUCUCCAUGUUUCAUAUGGUAAUUCUGCAUUAUCAUGGGAAGCUCGUCUGAGGAUCGCUAUAGAAAUUGCCGGAGCACUUGCCUAUCUACACUCAGCUGCUUCAAUAUCAAUUUUACAUAGAGAUGUUAAGUCAUCAAAUAUUCUUUUGGAUGAUCAUUUCAUGGCAAAAGUAUCGGAUUUUGGAACCUCAAGAUUUAUCCCGCUUGAUGAAACUCAUAUAAUUACUGCUAUCCAAGGCACCUUUGGAUACUUAGAUCCAGAAUAUUACCAGACUAGUCAAUUGACGGAGAAAAGUGAUGUUUAUAGCUUUGGGGUCAUUCUUCUGGAGCUUUUGACCGGAAAGAAACCUGUUUUCUCCAUUGAACAUGAGAACACGCAAAACCUAUCGAUGUAUUUUCUUCAAGCAAUGAGAGAGAAGCAUUCUUUUGAUCUCGUAGAAGAUCGUGUCAUGAAAGAAGGAACUCAACGAGAGCUUUUGGAAAUUAUUCAAUUGAUAGAAACUUGUUUGAAGUUGAAGGGGAUUGAAAGACCUACUAUGAAAGAAGUGGAACAUAAAUUACAAAGCUUAAAAAGGAUUAAAAAGAAGGAAGGAUAUCCCAUUCGAGAAGGUAUGGAAGAAACCGAGUAUCUGUUAAGUGAUUCAUCUUAUACUUUUUCUGAUUCAGUUGACCAAACAACUGAGGGGAUGUCUAGGAAUUAUAGCUUAGAAAAAGAAUUCUUGUGGUCAUUAUAUAAUCUACGGUGAGCUCGUAUUCCACUUAAUUAUUCAUAUUUGUAUUUCUAUUUCGUAUGAUAUUACAUGUUAUGUGUAUAAUAUUGAG